Molecule: messenger RNA, 3145 nt
Organism: Aspergillus nidulans FGSC A4
Lineage: Eukaryota; Fungi; Ascomycota; Eurotiomycetes; Eurotiales; Aspergillaceae
Product: putative SNARE-dependent exocytosis protein (Sro7)
Exons: 7
Coding region: 44-3037 (997 amino acids)
Cellular component (GO): endomembrane system
Source: RefSeq, a predicted model, not a curated record
CAUUAUUACACAACACCUCUCUUACUGCUUCGAACCGUAGGAAAUGGCGCAUUUCCUAAGGGGCAAGCAAGCCGGCAUCCAGAAGGACUUUUCUGGCAGUCUCGCGCCGGAGCUGUUCGAUAUCGAUGAUCUCUUGAGAUGUGGUAUCAAUUCACAGACUAGUGCCCUUGCCUACGAUCCAGUUCAGUCUCUCCUUGCGGUUGGUACGAGCGAAUCGCAAUUCGGCCAUGGCCAGGUCUACGUUUUCGGCCAGGGACGAGUCUCAGUCAUCUUCUCUUUACCCCGGAAGGCGUCGGCGAAAUUCCUGCAGUUUUGUGGCGACAAGCUCAUCAGUGUCGACUCGAAAAGCGAAAUCAGCGUCUUCUCCCUAGAAACGAAGAAACUACUUGUCUCAUACGCCCCUCCGAGUAUCGCUAGCGCGUUGCUCUCUGACCCUAGUCUCGACUAUGCAUUCAUUGGCUUGCAGAAUGGCGACGUCAUCGCGUACGAUCUGGAUCGUGAAACCGUAACGCCGUAUAAAAUAUCCAACCUGUGGGCUCAGCGCAAUCCGCGAGCGCGAAUUUGUCCCGUCAUCAGUCUGGCUUUUUCGCCCCGUGACAUCGGCAAGAUCCUCAUUGGGUACCCAGACGGUGCGGUAACAUUCUCGUUCAAGCAGAACGUAGCACAGCAUUACUUUGAGUAUGAAGUACCACCAGGCGCUCUAGGCGGAAACGGUAUUGCGCCAUACAGAGAUAUUCGAAAACCGAAGUUGACCAAAGCCCUAUGGCAUCCGAACGGCAUAUUCAUUCUCACUGUUCAUGACGACAAUAGUUUGGUUUUCUGGGAUACAAAGGACGGUCGCAAGCUAUUAGCCAGGUCUAUCACGACGCCCAACAUUGACCAGCCAGGUGUCGGUCCCAGAGGGCCCGCUGCGCCCGAGUCCGCUAUCAGCCUCAAAGACCCCAUCACUGACGUUGCGUGGUGUGUCAAGGCAAAUGGUGACGACAGUGGCCUUCUUAUUGCCGGUGGUAAGCCGAAGGAUGAGAGAUGCAAGAAUCUUACUUUCAUCGACCUGGGCCCGUCGCCUAACUAUCAAACAUCCUCUUGGGCCAUGAUCACCACAUAUCUUGAGAAUCCGAAGACUAUCGCAGAGAUUUCCAUUCCCCCAGGUGCUGAAGUUGUCCGAUUCUGCCUCAUUCCCCGCAAUUCUCCCUAUUAUGGAGGCGCCCACGACCCAAUCGCAAUUCUUGCUCUUCUAACAUCGGGGGAACUCAUUACACUGAGCUUCCCAAGUGGUCAUCCCAUUCCACCUACUAACAUGCUACCACCCUCUCUGACUCUUAUUCAUCCAUUUGUAAACAAGAUCACUUUGACUCCAGUCGAUCGUGCCGAUUGGCUGGGUUUAAAGGAACGAAGGUCUCAAGGACCGAAAUUCAUCUUAGGGGGCGCAGAAGAAAGGAAGCAGCUCAAACGCUUAGAGAGUCGCAAUAUUAUCACAGCAGCACAUGCGGACGGCACCGUCCGGAUUUGGGACGUAGGGCACGACGAUGAGAUCGAGAACUCGGAAUUGAUUCAGGUCGAUCUGGCUCGGGCUCUAGGCCGAGUAGGGGUCGUCGAUGUCACAGAGAUGUCUCUUGGUGGUUCUAGUGGUGAACUGUCAGUUGGCCUCAGAAGUGGUGAGGUUGCAAUAUUCAGAUGGGGCAGUAACCAAAACUUUGGCUUGGAGCAACCCCCCGGAACGAAUAAUGGGCCUGGAGAGUUGACCGACAUUACACAUAGAACUGACCCCAGUCUGAAACAUGGCCUUCUGCCCUUGACUCUUCUGAGCAUGCAGCAGGGUCCAGUGACUGCGCUAAAGCACAGUCCAAUAGGGUUUGUUGCUGCCGGGUUCGAAGGUGGCAGUAUCGCUAUAAUAGACCUACGUGGGCCAGCCAUCAUCCACACUGCGAAUAUCUCCGAAUUAUCCAAGCAGAACAAACGGAGCAGUUUCCUCAAGACUCGUAGCUCCAGCGAAACUAUUCCUGAGGUGCCCACCGCCAUCGAGUUUGGUAUACUGACCCUGGAGGGCGAGGAAUUCUCCAGCAUUUGCUGUUUUGUGGGAACAAACAGAGGCAACCUGGCCACGUUCAAGAUCUUACCGUCGAGCGGCGGCGCCUUUGUAGCGUCGUUCGCUGGCGCAGUUGCAUUGGAAGAUAAAAUAAUCAACAUCAUACCUAUCAAUGCCGAUGAUGGCAGCCUGGCUCUUGCUACAGGCAAAGCAUUCGGAGGCUUAAGGAACGGAACCAGGGUUCACGGGGCAGUGGUUGCUGUCACUGUUAACAGCUGCAGGAUUUUCAAGCCCGCCACGUCCAAGGGCGCACAUCGAUCCUGGGAUGACUACCUCUGCGACUCUGCCUCUGUUGUCAAUCUUCCUGGCCGAGGAUGUAGUCUGGUUGGACUGUUUGGCGACGGCAAUGCCCGAGCAUUCUCUAUCCCUGGCUUAAAGGAGAUCGGUUGUGCUAAAAUCGGUCAUAUGGCUGACAUGAGCCGUCUUUCCCAGUCUACUGUCUCGCCAAACGGCAGUGUCCUGUUCUGGACAAGUCCGUCCGAAAUUGGGCUGAUCAACGUUUGGGGCGCCGGUAUUGAGCUUCGGCCGUCAGAAGAUCAGUUGUUCAACCCACAAGCAGUAUCCCCACCUCGACCUACGAUUACCAAUCUGCAAUGGAUCUCUGGUACUCAAUACAUUUCAACCGCCGACAUGGACAUCCUGAUCGGAGGUCCAGAUCGACCGCCGUCAAAGCGGAUGAUAGAACAAAUGCGGUUAGAAGAGCAAGAGCGUCGGCAAGCCGCGAGAGAAGGCAGGUCAACUCCAGCGCGGCAAAACACCAACGAUGAGGGAUACUUUGCGUACAUGCAGCGCCAGGUGCAAGAGCGCACGGAGAAGCUUUCUUUCGCUGGCGAUAACAUGGACAGAUUGGAGGAGACAAGUAGCGGCUGGGCGCGGGACGUCAACAAAUACGUCCAGAACCAGAAGAAGAAAGCAGUUCUUGGUGUUCUUGGGUCGAAGUUCGGUCUUUAGGCGGCUUUUCUGGUUCUGCUCCUCGCAAGAUAUCAUAGGUAGUUGGGCGUUUGGUAUAAUUAAUAUUAGUCUAUGCUUAGGCAUUCUAUAGACUCGCGUGCAGGUUGU